Stomoxys calcitrans (stable fly) is the source of this 6235-nucleotide messenger RNA. It is a transcript of the gene rols, whose product is annotated as protein TANC2. NCBI's taxonomy places the organism in Eukaryota, Metazoa, Arthropoda, Insecta, Diptera, Muscidae. Gene Ontology annotation, molecular function: protein binding. The coding region runs from base 1303 to 6060 and encodes 1585 amino acids. The record is from RefSeq and is a predicted model, not a curated record. The transcript has 9 exons.
AUGUUAGUUUGAGCUUAAACAACGUGGUUACGGAUAAUCGAAUAUUGUGUGGUCUAAGUGCCGGCCCCACCGCCCGCUUGCCAUGCAGAACAAAACAAAACGAUCGAUUGAAAGAAAUGUUUUAGUUGUUUCUUUUUAAUGUGAGCGAGCGGGGUAAUGAAUAACUCGUGUAUAGUGAGCGGUAUUACAAUCGCUAAGAUAAACGACAAGAAUUAAAUGAUUCUCAAAUUGCUUGUUAAGGUCAAACAAACACUAAGAAAACUCAACCAAGAAAAUGAUGCAAAGCAUAAUCAAAAAAAAAAAAAAAUGGUAGUGAACAGGAAAGAUCCCAAGAAAUAAACAGCAACCAAAGUCAACAUAAAUAAAAUCCAUGACAAUGAUCUUUGAACAACAAACUAGAGGCCAAAAGCAAUGAAAACAACAAAAUUUAAACUAAAGCAGAACAAAUACAGAGCGACAAAUAAAUACAACUCUACAAAAAACCAGAUUAAAAGUUUUCAAAGUAAAGUGGAAAAAUAAAUAAAAAAUAAUUGGAAUAAGUGCGGAAAAGAAGAGCACACAAAAAAGCUUAAGCAUACGUUUGUAAUGGAGUGUAAUGUUUAUUUAAUUUUGAAAAAUAAAACAAAGUAAAUAAUUUAAAACAAAAAUAUCUGGAUCAAACAAAAUAACCGCCUUUGUGAAAAAGAAGUGCUAAAACGUAUUUUUUGACUCAAAAAAAAAUAACAGUUUACAACAAAGAGUUCAAUAUACCCAUCUUAAGUUUGAAAAUGCCAAAUUCUUACGAUCAGAACAACGAGACAUCUUUGUCAGCAUCAAUGUAAGGCGACGAGAUAGUAGUGUCUUACAAUUCCUUGGGGAAUCAACUUACAAGCACUGCCAUACCAGUCGUUCAUCAUUAUCAUUAGCGGCAAUUUAGUGCAGCAUAUUUGUUGUUGGUCACUUUUUGGAUUUCUCAAAGAGAUCAUUUUCUUUUCUGCCUUACUUUGGUCCUUAAACCGGAUGAUUCUUCAUGGAUCGUUUGCCAUUAAGUUGUGGCAACAAUUUUUGUGGAUUUUAUUUUAACAACAUCUUCAGAAGCAUUCUCGACCAUCCGAGUACCAGCAAAAAUUCCAUCCGACAACAACAACAACGUUUACUUGCCACAAUACACAUUACAACGAAAACCACUAGCACCAUCAUUUUUAGCUUUAGCGGCUGCGGCGGCAACUUUGGUCGAAACCAAGUCAUUGGCAGCUUAACGUUUGUCUGCCUUAUAAUCAUCGUCAUUAUUUGGAGUACUUUGCCGCUUACAGAUGCCUUAUUAUGUCCACGGCUAAGGAUAAAAUAAAUUUUCAAAACACUUGGAGCUGUAACAAAACAACUGGACGCCGUUCUGGAAGUAAGUUUAAGACGAUUUCAAACUCAAGAUGGAAGUAUCUCCAAUCGAUACGCCGCCUAUUGGAACACGACACCAGCGCCUCGGUAUGCCCCAGCUGUCGCAUUUCAUUCGACAAAGGCAAAAGACGAAAAUUGAUCGAUACUUGCGGUCAUGAACGCUGCUAUUCCUGCAUGUUUCGCAACGAUCAAUGUCCCAUGUGUAUGAAUAGUUCGCUCAAAGAUGUUGAUUGCAGCAGUAAUGCUCAAGGCUAUGACACGGGCAUUGGUGGUUCAACAUCGACAAUUGUUAGCCCUCUGGGCUCGCCACAGCCACAACUGAGAUCACAAGUGCAACGUGCAAAUGCAGCCGCUUUGGCUCGUUACAUGCAGCAUAACCGUCAAGAGUCCAUAUCACCUGAAUAUCAUCGUUAUGCCAGCAUUGGAAAACUACCCAAGGCUUCAACAUCAUCAAUUGGUGGUGGUGGUGCAGCUUCAUCCACAAAUGUAUCGAAAGGCUUGCAACAACAUCAUACCGUUACGGCGGAUAUUCAUAAUAACAAUAAUAUUGGCAGCAACGGCGGCGGACAGCAUCAGUACAAUGGAGGAGGCGGUGGUGGUGGCGGCGGUAACAACGGUACCUCUUCAUCCGUCAGCUCGAGUGGUGGCCAGAGCCUCCAUCAUCAUCACAAUAAUAACUAUGGCGAAAUUCAUGCUUCAUCAUUUGCCACACCACCGACACGCCGUCGCUUUUUUAAUCACAAAAAUUUGCGCAACGCUUUAACCAACGGUGUCAGCGGUGUGGUUGGUCAUCGUCGUACCGCUUCGAAUGGUGGCUGUCCCAUUGAUACGGCCUCGAUAUUAUCAGAAGGUAAAGAUACAAAUGCUUUGAACACCUCAACAUGUUCGGAUUCGGCGGUAACCAGAAGGCGUCGCAAAAAUGUCAGCAGCAAAUUAACCUCUUCGUCAGAAUCCACGGCGGGAAGUGAAAAUCGUUUGAAUCGUUUAAGCUUGGCCGGCACCUCGGUUUACGCUGGUCACUUAUCCUCGUUGGUAUUGGGCAAGAUCAAAUCAUUCUGGAGCGUGAAUUCCAAUUCAUCGGAAGGCGGAUUAAAUCAAUUUGCAGGUAGUGAUCAUUUGGGCCAUGAAGCCGAAAAACAAAAGGAUCAGUUGAGAGCCCGCUUGGGUCUUUUGCUCGAUCACGAUCAGAAUGGCAAUGCGAAUACGACCACCAGCAGCAGUUCUUCUCAAAAUAUCAGUCCCGAACAAACUUUGGCCACCGGCAGUUCUGGCUUGUCCGUGGAUCAUUUUGGCGGCAGUCAGCUCUCGGUAUCCACUAAGGAUGACACUUACAGUCUUAGUGGUAAAUUGAAGGCUUGCUCCUUGACCGAUAGUAAUGGCUAUGAAAUUUUACCUGUCAAAACCCGAAAAUCAGUGGCCCGUCGAUCUAAUCGUUCUGCCCAAAUGGGGGCAAAUGGUAAACGCAAUGCCAUCUAUAAGCCCACGCCUGUACAACCUGCCAUUCAAUUGCCUUUGAAGCCGCUGUUCUUUGAGGUUCCCCUGCAGGAACCUGAUCCCCCAUUUAUUGGACGUCAAUGGCUGAUACGCGAACUGGCCAAUACUUUGACCGCCACCGAAACUCCAGGCGUGUUGAUCAAUGGCAAUCCUGGCACUGGGAAGACUGCCUUUAUUCUGCAAUUGGUGGAAUAUUCCUGCUUUGGGCGGAGAAAGAAUGCCAACGAUUCUAGUGAGCCGGAUGGAAUUUAUUAUCAAAUCAACACCGUAACAGAUCGGCUGAGAUCGUUGGCCUCCCAUGUGGUGGGCUAUCAUUUUUGUCAAGCCGAUGCCAACUUAACUUGCCUGGUGCCCGAUUUUGUUCACUCCUUGGCAGCCCAACUCUGCCAGGCACCCCAGCUGGCCGCCUAUCGUGAUUAUUUGCUGAACGAGAACCACUUGCAGGACAUUCUCAGUGUCAAAGAAUGCAUUGCCGAUGCCGAGCGUGUUAUGAGAAUGGCCAUACUGGAGCCCUUGACAGCCUUGAAGAGGGCUGGUAAAAUUCCCUCAAAGACCUGCAUUAUUCUCGUCGAUGCUUUGUGCGAGGCAGAGUAUCAUCGUCCCGAUCAUGGCCACACCAUAGCCACAUUUCUUGCUAAAAUGACGCAAUACUUCCCCUCCUGGCUGAAGGUGGUGGCCACAGUGCGAACACAAAUGCUGGAGUUUGUCAAGGGUCUGUCCUACACCAAAAUGACUUUGGACAGCUGGGCCUCCAAUGAUCUGCUACAGAAGGACAUGCUGGACUACAUCACCUUUCGGGUGAAUAACAGCUCGGAUAUACAAAAGAAUGUGGCUGUCAUUAAGGACCACAAUACGGGCCAGCUAAAAUUUGUUGGCCACCUGCAGACUCUGACCAAGGGCUCUAUGCUGUAUGCUAAACUCAUCUUAGAUCUCAUUGAGAAGGGUCAAUUGGUUAUCAAGUCCACCAGCUACAAGGUGCUGCCUAUUUCUCUGGCCCAAAUAUUUUUGCUACACUUUAAUCUACGCUUUCCCACUGCCUGCAGCUUUGAAAAGGCUUCUCCCAUUUUGAAUGCCUGUCUGGCUGCCCUGUAUCCUCUGACGCUGAAUGAAAUCUAUUACACGGUUAGUGCUAUGAAGACGGACGAAGUGAUGCCCUGGGAUGAAUUCCUGCAAAGAUUUAAGCUCCUGGAUGGUUUUCUAAUCAAACGCAUUGACAAUACCUACAUGUUCUUCCACUCCUCCUUCCGGGAGUGGUUGAUACGCAGAGAUGAGGGAGAGUCACCCAAGUUUUUGUGCGAUUUUCGCGAGGGUCAUGCUGCCAUAGCAUUCCGUCUGUCUCGUCUGCAGGCCCCCUUGGAUCCAGAACGAACCAUGGAGCUGGGCCAUCAUAUGCUGAAGGCCCACAUAUACCGCAAUAACCAGGGACCUCAAUCACCGCGUGAUAUGCAAUCCUAUUGGGUGUCCACUGUAACCGACAAUAUUUCGGCGGCUCUGGGUUCCUUGCGCAAUGUCUACAGUCCGAAUUUGAAGGUGUCGCGUUUGAUUCUACUUGCGGGAGCCUCACCUCACUACCGCACCGAAUUUAUGGGCGAUGCCACCAUUCUGUGUAUAGCAGCCUACGAGGGCAUUGUACCCAUGGUGAGUUUAUUGCUGGAAUUUGGCGCCGAUGUUGGCUUGACCAACAGCCAGGGUUGCACUCCGCUGAUCUUGGCCGCUAUGCGAGGACAUUGUGAUGUGGUGCGUCUGCUAGUGGCUGCCGGCAGUAGUUUGGGCCAAUGUGAUACAACGCAGAGAUGUGCCUUGGUGCAGGCCGCCAGAAUGGGUCGCCUGAAUGUGGUGAAAUAUUUAUUGGCCUGCGAUUGGACCCCCAGGCCCAACUCAGGGGAUGUUUCCCUGCCAGCAGCUCUGCAUCAGUCUCUUAUAGCUGCUGCCUCACAAGAUCACAUUACCAUACUGGAAGAUCUGCUCGAUAUGGAAGAUAUCGACAUCAAUGCUGUGGAGCCAUGCUCAGGAGAAUUGGCCUUAACAUCGGCUGCCCGCAAUGGUUGCCUGAAUACCGUGGAGGUGCUGUUGACUCGAGGUGCCAACAUUGAUUUACACAACAAACAGGGCUUUACAGCUCUGGGUCUUUCCGUCAAAGAGGGUCAUUGGGCAGUGGCGGAAAGGCUGCUGCAGAGUGGUGCUGAUCUGGAUGAACCUGUGACCUCGGCCCGCAAGACUUCGCUUAUGAUAGCUGCCGAAGAGGGACAUCUGGAAAUAUUGGAAAUGCUCAUUGAGCGCGGUGCGAAUUUGGAAACUCAAGAUCAUGAGGGCUUCACCGCCUUCUCUUGGGCGUGUCUGCGAGGCCGGCAGACGGCUGCCAAAAUUCUCAUCGAAAAAGGUUGCAACAAAAAUCAUGCCGAUCACAAUGGCCGCACGGGGCUAGACCUGGCUGCCUAUCAAGGCUCCGCCCAUUUGGUGCAAUACCUAAUGGACCAGGGAGGCAACUUAGAGCAUGUGGACUGCAAUGGCAUGCGUCCCUUGGAUCGAGCCAUAGCUUGUCGCAACAUACAGGUUGUACAGGUCUUUCUACGUAAAGGUGCCAAAUUGGGUCCCACCACCUGGAGCAUGGCCAUGGGCAAACCCGAAAUACUGGUUGUACUGCUUAAUAAACUUUUGGAGGAUGGCAAUGUUUUGUAUCGUAAAAAUCGCUUCCACGAGGCGUCACAUCGCUAUCAGUAUGCCCUGAGGAAAAUCUCGAAUUUGGAAACACUGCUGGAGAGAAGCGCCAUCUUUGCACAGCUGAGAACUAAUCUAUUGCUGAAUUUAUCCAGAUGCAAGAGGAAACUGAAUGAACUUGAUGAAUCAAUAGACUUAGCUUCACAGGCUAUAGUGCAAAAACCCAGCAGCUAUGAGGGUUAUUAUGCCCGGGCAAAAGCUCGAAUGGAACAUGGCGAUCUCAAUGAAGCCCUGGCCGAUGCCAAUGAGGCCAUGCAAAAAGCCGCCCAGAGCGGUGUGCUCACCGAGGUUGUUGAAGUUCUCAAGCGGAUACAGUCUGAACUACUGACACGCAUCACAAACGAGGGUCGCAAUCAAACAUCCUCGUCAACUUCGUCCGGUUACGAAGUGUGCAGUGGCGGUGGUGCAGCUGCAACUGCAGCAACCUCUACAAAUGGUGCCUUUGAAUCUCAGCAUGAGAUGACGGAUCUGUAAAAGCUAAGUGAAGAGGAUCGACAAGAAAACAUAUCCAUCUGUAACUUAAAGCUAUACGAAUAGAAACCCAGAACACUUACGACACACACACACACACACACAUAAUCAGAUAUUUUCACAUAUACAACCUAUAUACAAGUUUUCUAUAUAAAUUUAUUCAAGUUUUGUAUUUAUU